Vicugna pacos (alpaca) is the source of this 2211-nucleotide messenger RNA. The record is from RefSeq and is a predicted model, not a curated record. NCBI's taxonomy places the organism in Eukaryota, Metazoa, Chordata, Mammalia, Artiodactyla, Camelidae.
GUCCCCGCCGGCCGUCCCCGCCGCAGCCAUGUCCAAGGAGCCCCGGUCCGGGCGGGAGGAGAUCCUGGAGUGCCAGGUGAUGUGGGAGCCUGACAGCAAGAAGAACACGCAGAUGGACCGCUUCCGGGCGGCCGUGGGCGCCGCCUGCGGCCUGGCGCUGGAAAAUUAUAAUGACUUGUACCAUUGGUCAGUUGAGUCAUAUUCAGACUUCUGGGCAGAGUUCUGGAAAUUCAGUGGAAUUGUCUUCUCACGCACGUACGAUGAGGUCGUGGACACGUCUAAAGGGAUUGCCGACGUCCCCGAGUGGUUCAAAGGCAGUCGCCUCAACUAUGCAGAAAACCUCCUGCGACACAAGGAGAACGACAGAGUGGCCCUCUAUGUUGCAAGGGAAGGCAAGGAGGAAAUUGUGAAGGUGACUUUUGAAGAGCUGUGGCAACAGGUGGCUCUGUUUGCAGCCGCGAUGAGGAAGAUGGGUGUGAAGAAGGGAGACCGGGUGGUCGGCUAUCUACCCAACAGCGCGUACGCCGUGGAGGCCAUGCUGGCGGCGGUGAGCAUCGGGGCCAUCUGGAGCUCCACGUCCCCGGACUUCGGCGUGAACGGUGUUCUGGACCGGUUUUCUCAGAUCCAGCCGAAGCUCAUCUUCUCCGUGGAAGCCGUGGUCUACAACGGCAAGGAGCACGGCCACAUGGAGAAGCUGCAGCGCGUCGUGAAAGGGCUGCCGGACUUGAAGAAAGUGGUGGUGAUCCCUUACGUCUCCUCCAGAGAGAAGAUAGACAUUUCGAAGAUUCCAAACAGCGUGUUUCUGGAAGACUUCCUGGCCGCUGGGGUGGGCGAGCAAGCCCCCCAGCUGGAGUUCGAGCAGCUGCCCUUCAGCCACCCCCUCGUCAUCAUGUUCUCAUCGGGCACGACCGGAGCGCCCAAGUGCAUGGUGCACUCGGCCGGGGGGACCCUCAUCCAGCACCUGAAGGAGCACGUUCUUCAUGGUGACGUGACCAGCAGUGACAUCAUCCUGUACUACACCACGGUCGGCUGGAUGAUGUGGAACUGGGUGGUGUCCGCUCUCGCCACGGGGGCAGCCCUGGUCUUGUACGAUGGCUCCCCUCUGGUGCCGACACCCAACGUGCUCUGGGACCUGGUCGACCGGAUCGGCAUCACCAUCCUCGGGACGGGUGCCAAGUGGCUGUCUGUGCUCGAAGAGAAGGGCAUGAAGCCAGCGGAAACCCACAGUCUGCAGACACUGCACACGAUCCUGUCCACCGGCUCCCCGCUGAAAGCGCAGAGCUACGACUACGUCUACAGGUGCAUCAAGAGCAGCGUGCUCCUGGGCUCCAUCUCAGGCGGCACCGACAUCAUCUCCUGCUUCAUGGGCCAGAACUGCUCCAUUCCUGUGUACAGAGGGGAGAUCCAGGCCCGGAACCUGGGCAUGGCCGUGGAGGUGUGGAACGAGGAAGGAAAGGCAGUCUGGGGGGAGAGCGGGGAGCUGGUGUGCACCAAGCCACUCCCCUGCCAGCCCACGCACUUCUGGAAUGAUGAGGAUGGCAGCAAGUACCGGAAGGCCUAUUUCUCCAAAUUUCCAGGUGUCUGGGCGCACAGCGACUACUGCAGAAUCAACCCCCAGACCGGGGGCAUCGUCAUGCUGGGCCGAAGUGACGGCACGCUCAACCCCAACGGGGUGCGGUUUGGCAGUUCGGAAAUCUAUAACAUAGUGGAAGCGUUCGAGGAGGUGAUGGACAGCCUCUGUGUCCCUCAGUACAACAAGGACGGGGAGGAGAGGGUGGUCCUCUUCCUGAAGAUGGCUCCCGGCCACGCCUUUGGUCCUGACCUGGUGAAGAGCAUCCGCAAUGCCAUCCGCCUGGGCCUGUCUGCUCGGCAUGUGCCCAGCCUCAUCCUGGAGACCAAGGGCAUCCCGUACACCCUCAACGGCAAGAAAGUAGAAGUGGCCGUGAAGCAGAUCAUCGCUGGAAAAGCCAUGGAGCACCGCGGGGCCUUCUCGAACCCCGAGGCCCUGGACUUGUACCGGGACAUCCCAGAGCUGCAGGGCUUCUGAGCCGGGCUGGCCAGCACAUCUCUCGGCCAGAAGGCUCCAGCCACUGUCCUCUGGGGCUCGUCCAUCUGCUGUGGUACGUCUCCUGUUGCAGCGCCUGUCCCAGUGUGACUUUACAACAUCCCACAGCUGAUCGUCAGGACCCCGGCCAACUGCUCUCUUGUUGU